UGUUUUGUUGUGUGUGUUAGGUUUGAGAAAAAGAAAGAGUAUUGCGUUUGUGUGACAAUAGAAGAAGAAUCUUGACGAUGGCUAUGGCGAAUUUGGCUCGUAGAAAGGGUUCCGCUCUUCUUUCAUCGGCGGAGACACUUCGAUACACUUUCUCUCUAAGGUCAAGAGCUUUCGCUUCCGGAUCUGAUGAAAACGACGUCGUCAUCAUCGGUGGUGGUCCCGGCGGUUACGUCGCCGCCAUUAAAGCUGCUCAGCUUGGUUUCAAAACCACUUGCAUCGAAAAGCGUGGUGCUCUUGGUGGUACCUGUCUCAACGUUGGUUGCAUCCCUUCCAAGGCGCUUUUGCAUUCUUCCCACAUGUACCAUGAGGCUAAACAUUCAUUUGCCAACCAUGGGGUCAAAGUUUCAAAUGUGGAGAUUGACUUGGCUGCCAUGAUGGCGCAAAAAGACAAAGCUGUUUCUAAUCUGACUCGGGGUAUUGAAGGCCUAUUUAAGAAAAACAAGGUAACAUAUGUCAAAGGAUACGGAAAAUUCCUUUCACCAUCUGAGGUCUCUGUAGACACCGUUGAAGGUGAAAAUACUGUUGUGAAAGGAAAGCAUAUCAUUAUAGCCACCGGUUCAGAUGUAAAAUCUCUACCCGGCGUCACUAUUGAUGAAAAGAAAAUUGUAUCAUCAACUGGGGCUCUCGCAUUGACUGAAAUCCCCAAGAAGCUUGUAGUUAUCGGGGCAGGUUACAUUGGGCUAGAGAUGGGCUCAGUAUGGGGCCGAAUUGGCUCUGAGGUAACUGUUGUUGAGUUUGCAUCGCAGAUUGUUCCAUCCAUGGAUGGAGAAAUCCGGAAGCAAUUUCAGCGUUCUCUUGAAAAGCAAGGCAUGAAAUUCAAGCUGAAUACCAAGGUGGUUGGAGUUGAUACUUCUGGGGAUGGUGUGAAGCUAACUGUUGAACCAGCAGCUGGUGGUGAACAGACCAUAAUUGAAGCAGAUGUUGUCCUUGUAUCUGCUGGUAGAACUCCAUUCACUUCUGGACUUAAUUUGGAUAAGAUAGGAGUUGAAACUGACAAGAUAGGACGCAUUUUGGUAAAUGAAAGAUUCUCCACAAAUGUCUCGGGUGUCUAUGCAAUUGGUGAUGUAAUUCCUGGUCCAAUGUUGGCACACAAGGCAGAAGAAGAUGGAGUUGCUUGUGUUGAGUACUUGGCUGGUAAGGUUGGGCAUGUGGACUAUGACAAAGUACCAGGUGUUGUCUAUACAAACCCCGAGGUUGCUUCUGUAGGGAAGACAGAGGAGCAGGUUAAGGAAACUGGAGUUCAAUACCGUGUUGGGAAGUUCCCUUUCAUGGCUAAUAGCAGGGCGAAGGCAAUUGAUAACGCUGAAGGACUUGUCAAGAUAAUUGCUGAAAAGGAGACAGACAAAAUAUUGGGGGUGCAUAUUAUGGCACCCAAUGCAGGAGAACUCAUUCAUGAAGCAGCCAUUGCAUUGCAGUAUGAUGCAUCAAGUGAGGACAUAGCACGUGUUUGUCAUGCACAUCCAACAAUGAGCGAGGCUGUUAAAGAAGCAGCAAUGGCCACUUAUGACAAGCCAAUUCACAUUUGAAAAGCCUGUUGCUUCUUUAUUCUCUUGUUUUCAUUUUUGUCCAAGGAUUUUACCUUGACUUCGAGAAGAUACCCUGUGUGUUAAAUUUAGAUUCAGGUUUUUAUAUACAAAUUAGCUCUUUGUUUACAUCUAUGCAUAUGCAUAAUAAGAUGAAUUAUUGUGUUGAUUUUAUCCUUGCUGAAUAAUAUAUAUCUCUCCUCUCAGGAGCAAUCUUGUAAUUUUGACAAUUGGGUGAAAACAAUUCAAUCCCACGCUUCUGACCAACAA
This is a messenger RNA of Medicago truncatula (barrel medic), 1853 nucleotides long. RefSeq names its product dihydrolipoyl dehydrogenase, mitochondrial. NCBI's taxonomy places the organism in Eukaryota, Viridiplantae, Streptophyta, Magnoliopsida, Fabales, Fabaceae. Gene Ontology annotation, cellular component: mitochondrion; oxoglutarate dehydrogenase complex. Gene Ontology annotation, biological process: 2-oxoglutarate metabolic process; pyruvate metabolic process. The transcript is spliced from 2 exons. Gene Ontology annotation, molecular function: flavin adenine dinucleotide binding; dihydrolipoyl dehydrogenase (NADH) activity. The coding region runs from base 78 to 1586 and encodes 502 amino acids. The record is from RefSeq and is a predicted model, not a curated record.